Entrophospora candida is the source of this 146-nucleotide messenger RNA. The record is from the annotation of a GenBank genome assembly. Lineage: Eukaryota; Fungi; Glomeromycota; Glomeromycetes; Entrophosporales; Entrophosporaceae.
ACCAUAAUGAGUUACCAAUUGUAGAAGAUGAGUUGUCAAUAAUAUUAAAAGUAAAACUCAUGAGUCAUGAUGUUGAUUGGGCUGCUGUUUUUCAUAAAGGUAUUUUACAUAUAACUACUAAUUAUUUAUCUCAAAAAGUUCUUUAG